This is a messenger RNA of Cajanus cajan (pigeon pea), 2498 nucleotides long. The record is from RefSeq and is a predicted model, not a curated record. NCBI's taxonomy places the organism in Eukaryota, Viridiplantae, Streptophyta, Magnoliopsida, Fabales, Fabaceae.
CUAAUCUUCAAACCUCUAUUUCCCCUUCUUUUGCCCCUUUAGUUUGACUGCAUCAAAUAUCCUAUGAUGUUUCACAUGAUUUUAUUUGGAAGAUUCUUACGUUUUAACGUCCAAAACAUUUAAAUUUUUAUUAUUUUUGUGUACUUUCUGCACAUGCUUCAAUCUAUCUUCUUCUCUUUUUGUUUUCAGUUUUUUGUUAUUGGAAAUAUGUGUUAUUGCUAUGUUUUGGAAAAUUAGCUUCAAACAUUGGCAAAUAGUUUCAUUUUUAUUUUACUCAACGAUUUGUAGCAUUUCUGGGUACGAACCUAAUUUUAAGAGCAUUAGUAUGAAUUGGCGAAAAUUAACUGGUGGGGUCAAAUUUAACUAGCUUUACACUGCGAUGUUGUUUCCUUGGAACCUUAUAACUGGAACCACGUGAGAAAGCAGAAGCUAGUAUAUUUUUAUUUUAUACAAUCAGAAGCUAGUAUUUAUUGCUGAGGACAUGGGUAUCGAAUGUGAAAUUUUACUGAUGCAACACGCCACCAAACACACACUUAGAAGAAGCUCAUCAAGAAACUGAUUGUUAAUCAGGGGAUUAUAUUCUUGGACUGUAAUCAUUUUAUAAUGUUCCUUAACAAAUAUUAGCUUUAAAUUUCUUGAUGCAGUACAUGGGAUCUAUAACUAACAACUAUUAACCAAUGUUUUAAAUUUCUUGAUCACAGCCACGGAGACCUCAAAAAGCACAAUACUAUAGUUGCAGUUGCUGUUCUAGAGCACAAUUUAAAACCCUGCAAGUAUCAACACCGAGAGAACUAUACUUGCUCAAACUUAUAAUGUUUUGGUUACAUUGCUAGUGAUUACAGUAGAUUGCAGUUUGGCUCUAAAACACUUAUCUAGUGGCUACAUUCUCAGUGGCAGUAAAAGGAAUAUUUUGGAAACAAAAGUGUGUUAACUUUAUUAUUAGCAUCAUUGUUUAUCUAUUAGGAUGCCGCAGCAGGAUAUCACUGAUACAACCAGUCUCAGUUAUUGGUUAAAUUGGAGGUUCUACCUGUGUGCAGUUAUUGUUUUGCUGUCUAUGGUCCUUGCAUUUCUUGUAAUAUGGAAGCAUAAAGGUUCAAGGCUAUUCAGAUCUGUUAAAGGAGAAAAUCAGCAAGAUGGGACUUUGUCCGGUGAUGAAGCAUGGAAACCAUGCCUUAAAGAAAUUCACCCAGUUUGUUUGCUAGCUUUUCGUGUUAUUGCAUUCUCUUCUCUUUUGGCAACAUUAAUCGCCAAAAUUCAUAUUAAUAGUGGCUCCAUAUUUUUUUAUUACACUCAGUGGACCUUCACUCUAGUUACGAUUUAUUUUGGGUGUGCAUCUGUGCUAUCAAUGUAUGGGUGUUAUCAGCAUAAAAAAUCAAGCACCGUCAUUAAUGUUAAUAUUGCUAGAAUGGAUGCAGAGCAUGGGCCAUACAUGCCUCUCUUACACCAGGAUUCUACAAACCUGUCUAGAAUGGAAGACCUUGCUGAUCCCCAUGCUGAAAUACACAAGAAUCAAGUUGCACCAAUCUGGAGUUAUAUUUUUCAAAUUUUAUUCCAGAUGAAUGCAGGGGCGGUGAUGCUUACAGAUUCCGUUUAUUGGUUCAUUAUAUUUCCAUUUCUUACUUUGAGGGAUUACGAUUUUAACUUCAUGACAGUGAACUUGCAUACUCUAAAUGUUGUUUUGCUCCUUGGAGAUGCAGCUCUAAAUUGUCUGAAAAUACACUGGUUUGGGAUAUCUUUCUUUGUGUUAUGGACAAGUUUAUAUGUCAUUUUUCAGUGGGCUAUUCAUGCUUUCAUCUGGAUUUGGUGGCCAUACCCAUUCCUUGAUUUGUCAUUACCCUAUUCUCCAUUGUGGUACUUUUUGGUUGCAUUGUUACAUAUUCCAUGUUAUGGCUUGUUUAAGCUGAUUGUAGAAAUGAAAUAUUAUUUCUUGUCGAAAUGGUUCCCUUCCUCUUGUCAGUUCUAAAAAUUGAGUAGUAUCUGAGUUGGAUCCCUCGAGAGCCAGAAGCAGUUUGGGAACGGAAACUGCAUUCAGCUCUCCCAGCUGCAUAGUGGAUGGUUGAGCUUGGUUACAUGCUCAUGGCUCAAACAAAUUACUUGUACUAAGCCAAUGUGGUAAUUUGAAGCUUCAUGAACUGAGUUUAAUUCUGCUACCAUUCAACUGCUUCCCAGACCAAAAGGGGAAGCAGGGUUUAUGUAGGAACAAAUAGAGGAAGGAGGUGUUUGUUUUAUGGUACUAUUGUUCUAUUCCUCAAUAUAGUUGGAAUCAAGUUUUCUGUGGGAUUAUCAGAGUACCCAGCAACCUAUGGAGUUACAGGUGUGGAUUUGUGUUCUUGAUCACGAGUCUGACGAGAUGAUGUAUUCCCAUUCUUGCUGAAGAACAUUGGGACAUCUUUGUAUUGUUUAUUUCUCAUUUGAGGAAGUUAAUAUUAGCUGAACUGAAAAUGCGUUCAUUUUUUUAGAACUGCUCAUCUGCAGCAAUAACAUGGUAAGUUCACUGA